UCCCAGACGGGAAUCUUCAUAGAGGGAUUUCCCAGGACUCCAAGCAAAGGACAGACUUUCAUUAAUGGAGUCUCUGAUUCUGUGCUGAACCAGCUGCUGGAUAAACUCCUUCAGCACGGUGCUAUGAUUAAUGAGGAGAUGCAGACAGCAAAGACGAAGCCCAGAGCAGAAAAGGCU
This is a messenger RNA of Menidia menidia (Atlantic silverside), 177 nucleotides long. The record is from the annotation of a GenBank genome assembly. Lineage: Eukaryota; Metazoa; Chordata; Actinopteri; Atheriniformes; Atherinopsidae.